Prunus persica (peach) is the source of this 458-nucleotide messenger RNA. RefSeq lists its product as uncharacterized. The record is from RefSeq and is a predicted model, not a curated record. The transcript has 3 exons. Lineage: Eukaryota; Viridiplantae; Streptophyta; Magnoliopsida; Rosales; Rosaceae. Bases 170 to 439 code for a protein of 89 amino acids.
UUUCCACCGAAACGUGAAAACUCCCGAUGCUUCCACAUCUUCUGGAACUGUCUGGCCGAAAAAAGCGAAAAAUCAUCUGGAACUGGAACCCUUUGCAACGUUUUUUGUGUACUCUGUUUAUGUCUCUUCGUUUGUUGUUGCAGAGCAACUGAAGCACCGCAGAGCCUACAUGCGUGGAUUAGCUGCGUUGUCCCCUGCAAAGAUCAAGUUGUUCAAACAAGCCUACCCUAUGAAAGGGUCAUGGGGUACUGUGGCCACUUCAACACCAAAGAGACAAGGGAACAAUAUUGAUCCUGGCGAAGGAGGACUUGUUGCGAAACAGAAAACCGAACCAAUUGUUGCCUUCAGCAGGCCUCCGCCCCUUCCACCGGUUUUCGGACCAUUGGUUCUUCUCUCUCUGCUAGAAACGUGGUGGAAUCGCGAUAACAAUGAUGACUAAAAGGUGAUUUAUCUGUCCU